UCUCCCCUCCCGUCCUCUUUCCGCCAUCUUUCCACGCCGUCACAAUGGUGCGCAUGAAUGCCCUGGCAGAUGCUCUCAAGAGCAUCAACAAUGCCGAAAAGAGAGGCAAACGCCAGGUGCUUCUUAGGCCAUGCUGCAAAGUCAUCGUCCAGUUUCUCACUGUGAUGAUGAAGCAUGGUUACAUGGGCGAAUUUGAAAUCACUGAUGAUCACAGAGCUGGGAAAAUUGUUGUGAACCUCACAGGCAGGCUAAACAAGUGUGGAGCGAUCAGCCCCAGAUUUGAUGUGCAACUCAAAGAUCUGGAAAAAUGGCAGAAUAAUCUGCUUCCAUCCCGCCAGUUUGAUUUCAUUGUACGGACAACCUCAGCUGGCAUCAUGGACCAUGAAGAAGCAAGACGAAAACACACAGGAGGGAAAAUCCUGGGAUUCUUUUUCUAGGGAUGUAAUACAUAUAUUUACAAAUAAAAUGCCUCAAGGACAAAAAAAAAAAAAAAAGUGAGCUGGGCAUGGCAGUGCACACCUAGUAAUUCCAGCUGCUCAGGAGGCUGAGGCAUGAGAAUUGCUUGAACCCAGGAGGCGGAGGUUGCAGUGUGCCGAGAUUGCACACCACUGUAAUCCAGUCUAGGCAACGGAGUGACUAUCUAAAAAAAACCCAAAAAGCAGGCCAGGUGCGGUGGCUCACACCUGUAAUCCCAGCACUUCGGAAGGCUGAGGUGGGCAGAUCACCUGAGGGUGGGAGUUUGAGACCAGCCUGACCAACAUGGAGAAACCCCGUUUCUACUACAAAUACAACAUUAUCCGGGCAUGAUGGUGCACGCCUGUAAUCCCAGCUACUUGGGAGGCUGAGGCAGGAGAAUCGCUUGAACCUGGGAGGUGGAGGUUGUGGUGAGCCAAGAUCCCGCCAUUGCACUCCAGCCUGGGCAACAGAGCCAGACUCUGUCUCGAAAAACAAAAAACCCAAGUGCAAAGCUGGGUGUGGUGGCUUAUGCCUGAAACCUAGCGCUUUGGGAGGCAAAGGUGGUAAGAUUGCUUGAGCCCAAGAUUUCAAGACCUGGGCAAUGAAGUGAGACCCUGUCUCUACCAAAAAAAAAAAUUUAAAAAAAUGGGUAUAGGCCAGGCACGGUGGCUCACGCCUGUAAUCCCAGCACUUUGGGAGGCCAAGGCAGGCAGAUCAUCUGAGGUCAGGAGUUCAACACCAGCCUGACCAACAGGGAGAAACCCUGUCUCUACUAAAAAUACAAAAUUAGCUAGGUGUGGUGGCGCAUGCCUGUAACCCCAGCUGCUCGGGAGGCUGAGGCAAGAGAAUCCCUUGAACCCAGGAGGCAGAGGUUGCGGUGAGGCGAGAUCACGCCAUUGCACUCCAGCCUGGGCAACAAGAGCAAAACUUUGUCUCAAAAGCAAAACAAAACAAAAACAAACAAAAAGGGGUGUAGUGCCUAUUGUCUCAGCUACUUGGCAGGCUGAGGCAGUAUUACUUGAGCCCCGAUGUAAAGGCUGCAGUGAACCAUGAUCAUGCCACUGCACUCCAGCCUGGGUGACAGAGAC
Messenger RNA from Pan troglodytes (chimpanzee), 1544 nucleotides. Its product is annotated as small ribosomal subunit protein uS8-like. The record is from RefSeq and is a predicted model, not a curated record. The transcript has a single exon. Gene Ontology annotation, molecular function: structural constituent of ribosome. Gene Ontology annotation, cellular component: ribosome. NCBI's taxonomy places the organism in Eukaryota, Metazoa, Chordata, Mammalia, Primates, Hominidae. Bases 45 to 437 code for a protein of 130 amino acids. Gene Ontology annotation, biological process: translation.